Messenger RNA from Xyrauchen texanus (razorback sucker), 1643 nucleotides. Its product is annotated as tubulin epsilon and delta complex protein 1-like. The coding region runs from base 67 to 1431 and encodes 454 amino acids. NCBI's taxonomy places the organism in Eukaryota, Metazoa, Chordata, Actinopteri, Cypriniformes, Catostomidae. The transcript is spliced from 8 exons. The record is from RefSeq and is a predicted model, not a curated record.
UGCGUUAAAACCGCCCAACUAGGAAGAGGCUGUUGCUUAACGACAAUCGACGCUGUCAACAAAACUAUGCAGCGCGAAAAGUGCGUUAAUGUGAAAGAAGUAAUCGCGUCUCUGUGCAGGAUACUCUCUGGAUUAAGCGUAGAGUCGAUCCCGACUGCAGAUGCUUUCAGAAGAGCAAAAUUCAACAAACAGGAUGCGGCCAUGGACAUGUGGAGUUUGUUAAAUGGCCUCCUGCUGAAAGCCUUUGCACUGGAUUGUGCUUGCCAGAACGCUAAAGACCAACACUUUGAUACACAGCUCCUGUUUGUGAGGAGUGCACUCUGGUACUGUGGCUAUGGUGCCCCGUGGGUGGUGGCGCCCCGGCCGCCCGUUCACCUAGAAGAGGUGGGGAGCCAAGAACUCCUCCUGGCAUUUGGCUGGGUGCUGUCAUCAGGGAAGCUGCUGGAGUUUUUGCUGGCAGAGAAAGUUCAGGAGUUAGACACACUCUUGUCUACACCAAGGGUCCCCCAAGGUCUCAUACUUGGACAGGAAGAUAUAGUGGCACAUGGAGCAGAAGCUGAUUCCAAAGAGACUGUGAGGAAUGAUCAGGCGUUGCGGGCACUGCAAUGGCAAUAUGGGAAACUGAGGCUCCAAUGGAAGAGCUUACACUCAGCCCAGGAUGAGAGAUCCAGACUUAUCCACAGGGUUCUCUCCAAUAUCAACCCCUCUGCUAUCUGUCAGAAUAAUGUCACUGGUUCCCAUCAGAGUGACAUUACAUCGACUGCACUUGACAAGGAGCUGGAGCGGAUACUGGCACUGAACGAAAUUCUGGAGUCAUAUCUGGAUUGGAAACUUCACGAGCCUUUAUUCUGGUGCUGGAUGGACAGUGUGAUUGACAGCUCCCUCGCUGAUACGUGCGAGAUGAAGCGAGCCAAUUGCCCACUAGGGGAGCAGGCUGUCACUCUGAGGUGUCCCCACGGCGACAAGGCCAGGAGAGCAUUCCGACGGCUUGACAAGAUGUUGCUGAGGCUGCAGACAGAACUGAGGGUCAGAAGAAUAGAGCAGUCCACUCUCACACUCACUUCACAGGGCAGACAUCAAGAGGCUGCUCCGCUCUCUGACAGGCAGAAAAUGGAGGUGGACGAGAAGGUUGCUGGCUAUUUAGAAGGCCUUCAUCUCACAAACACAUCCACAAUCACAUCCAGAGGCUUUUUGCCAUGUCUCCAGGAUCCACAACCCUUGAGGCCAUCUCACAGAUACCAGACAGGGGACUCUGGCCUGCCUGUGACAGCUGGAAAGGUUCAGGCAUCAUGGGCUCUGGGAGAGUUGAAGGAAAGAGAAGCCGUACUACAAUUGCAACUGGAGCAACUUAGGCAAAAUAUUAGGGUGGAGCUGCAGAGACAGGCCAGCACAAUAGAUGGGGUGGUUCUCAUCCCACCAAUUAAGAAAUAAACACACAGUUUAAGUCAUUAUAUAUCCAAUAUACACCAGGACUGACUAGAUUUCAAGCCCCUGAACAAGUUUAACAUAAAUGGUAGCCCUUAAAAUGUUUGCUGAGUUUUGGUUUGUAGCUUUUUCUUUGGAAUUUAAACUUAGAUAAACUUUGAGAUGCUAUUGAUGUAUUUGAAUGAGAAUUCUUUGCUAUCUAUUUCUACGUAUUUAUA